CGCGAGCAGUACUUGAGACUAUUUUGACUGUAUUCGCCGCAGUUGGAAUUGAGAAGAAGUCUCGAAAGCAUCUCAAAAAUUUCCCGUCGCUGAGAAUUUUCCUUCCUGGGGAAUUUACAAGAUCUCUCACUCAUGGUAAUAUGUCUUGGCAAAAGGAAAUCAUACUGAUCGCGUGGUUGUGUUGUGGUUUGAGUGUUGCUACAAGUGAUAUGAGUAGCUCAGAAUCCAAUGGUGGUGGAAGUGAGCGACCGUGCUUGGAAGAUUCUGGCUGUCCUUUGGGUGAAUUCUGCUACUUCCUGCCGGGCAACGUGGAAGAUGUGGGAAGGUGUGCGUCCUGUGGUCCGCUGAUGACAUACAACUACGAGACGAAGCAUUGCACGUACUGUCCAGUUUUCAAGGAGAAGUGCUACAACAACUGCUGCUACCCGAUCGACGGCUACGCCAACUACCAGAUCCGCUGCGUGGACGGCAUGUGCCAGAGAUGCCACAAGACCGACACCGAGUCCCGUCAGUGCACUCUGCAGAGCUACCAGGACAUCACGUCCAAGUUCAUCGUGGCCUUCGCCAUUGCCUUCUCCGUUGGCCUCACAGCCAUCAUCAUAUACCGAUGGAGCUUCCGCGGUCGGAGGGAACACAUGCCGGAAAGGCGGUUCAGUCUUCACGACGAGACCAUCUUCUCCUCGCCAGUGCAGGAGAGGACACUUGAGUUGAUGCGCGAUCGUCCGCCUGGAUACCAGACACGCCACAACUAUCGCUUCGAGCAGGAGGCGAAGGCCAACAGUGCUGAUCAGCAGGUGCCCACGGUGGCUUCUUCGGCGCCUCCGCCGUAUCCAGGGAUGGAGUCUGGCGCUGAAAGCGCUGCGGACAACGUCCAACCGCCUCCGUACAGCCAAACCGAGCAGUCGAGCGAAAAGACACUCCACAUUUGAGCGCGUUUCUCUGUGAUGAUACAUAUUUCCUGUGCACUCUCUCUCUCGCAUUGGAGUAAACUCAAUUGAUACCAAG
Phlebotomus argentipes is the source of this 1005-nucleotide messenger RNA. RefSeq lists its product as uncharacterized. The transcript is spliced from 4 exons. The coding region runs from base 141 to 929 and encodes 262 amino acids. NCBI's taxonomy places the organism in Eukaryota, Metazoa, Arthropoda, Insecta, Diptera, Psychodidae. The record is from RefSeq and is a predicted model, not a curated record.